AUGGCAGAAGAUAUGCUGGCCGUGGAUCCUGACGUUUAUGUCACCACCACUUAUGGCGAUGAUUGGCAGUCAAUCCCCUCGGACGAGCAAUCUUUUGAGUCUUAUGAAGCUGGGCACUUGGUCGACCUGAUAUUGGAGUCAGACGAGGAGAACCCACUCUUCAAGGCACCCAUUCGUUACAAGGAGGCGCAGAUCCUCGAUAUCGGAACUGGUCAGGGUAAUUGGGCAAUCGAUGUGGCCGACUUCUUACCCCAAUCAACCGUCCGCGGUGUCGACCUCUUCCCACCCCCAGUGACCUGGGUCCCCCCAAACUGCAUCCUAGAGGUCGAUAAUAUCCUCGAGCAAUGGACCUGGAAUGUACCCCUCGACCUAAUUCACAUGCGGGGUAUGACCGGGUCCUUUGAACCACACGAGUGGGAUCGUGUCUACAAACAAUGUUACGACAACCUAAAACCAGGCGGCUGGAUUGAACAACUAGAGGCAAGCCCAUACGUAUUAUGCGACGACGACAGCCUCCCAGCAGACAGUAUCCUACACACCUGGGGACCAAACUUUACCCACUGCUGUAUACGCGCCGGUCGCCCCAUUGACACAAUUGAUGUAAUGGCCGGUACCAUGCGCAAGGCCGGCUUCGUGGACUUCCACGAGAAAGAGUAUAAGUGGCCGAUUGGCCCCUGGCCGCGUGAUCAGAAGUAUAAGGAGGCUGGGACGGCCCACUACCAGCAUUGGCUUUCUGGUAUGGAGGGCUGGUGUAUGUGGCUGCUCACCAAGUAUGGUGCGCCGAAUCCUUGGUCUAAGGAUGAGGUUACUGUUUACGUCGCCAAGUUGAGGGCUGAGAUUAAGAAUCCGCGUUACCAUAUUUAUCAGCGGGCACGUCGCGUUUGGGCCCGUAAGCCUUUCCCAGAAGAACUUGCGAGGGAAGCUAGUGUUAAGGAAGAGGAAGAGACUCUUGAUAUCGAUCCUCUUUAUAUCAAGCAAGAGCCCCAAGAAUAA
Molecule: messenger RNA, 993 nt
Organism: Penicillium arizonense
Lineage: Eukaryota; Fungi; Ascomycota; Eurotiomycetes; Eurotiales; Aspergillaceae
Product: class I SAM-dependent methyltransferase
Exons: 8
Coding region: 1-993 (330 amino acids)
Molecular function (GO): methyltransferase activity
Source: RefSeq, a predicted model, not a curated record